AAGUACUGUGCUAGCAAUGAGUACCUAGUGCACGCUUGCAGAAACACAACUCAAGGCAUAUCUGUCAAACACUCCCACACCCCCUUCUCCAAGCUCACCAGCUGAUGUCAAAGGUUUGGCCUUGGGGAAGUCGCACUACCAACAAUAGUAAUCUAAUAAGGCUGUCUCUUCUGAUGCUUGUCGGGGCCAGAAAGAAAGUGGGAGAUUCUGCAGAUUGAACUCAAGCUGGAGAAGAGAACAGGCGGAUCGAGAGAUUGACGACAACCCCAAAAAACCCCAAUACCAGGUAUUCCGUCUCCACCUGCACAAACCAAAUCAGCUCUGUGAUAGAGAUUAGCAGGUUAAACCUAACCAUGGAGGUUCUCUUGGUAGCAUUUUUGGCCCUGCUUUUGACCAGCCAAGUCCACUCUGAUGAAAUUCCCUAUGAGCACCUGAUGUCUCAACUCCAGGCAUGUCCGAAAGAGUGCAACUGCCCUCCCAACUUCCCUAAUGCUGUUUACUGUGACAACAAGGGACUGAAAAUUAUACCUGUCAUCCCCCCCUACACUUGGUACCUGUACCUUCAAAACAACCUAAUUGAUGUUCUCUCAGCCGAUGCUCUCCGCAAUGCCACACAGCUAAAGUGGAUAAACCUCAACCGCAACAAAAUCACAAGUGAAGGCCUGGAAGUAGAUGCUCUUAAAGCUAUGUCCAAUCUUGUACAUCUCUACAUGGAAGACAACUUGUUGUCUUCUAUUCCAUCUCCUCUGCCAGCCAAAUUAGAGCAGUUAAGGCUGUCCCGAAAUAGAAUUUCAAAGAUCCCACCUGGUGUCUUCUCUGGAAUGGGUCGUCUGACCUUGCUGGAUUUGCAAAGCAACAAGUUACAGGAUGAUGCAGUCACUGAGGUCAGUCUAAAAGGCCUCAAUAACUUGAUCCAGAUCAAUUUAGCAAAGAAUCAGCUAAACAGUAUGCCCCUUGGCCUACCACCCACAACUACACAAAUCUUUUUGGAUGGCAACAACAUUGAGAAGAUUCCGGCUGAGUACUUUAAGGGUCUUCCUAAAGUGGCGUCUCUCAGGCUCAACCGCAAUAAGCUAGCUAAUGGGGGUAUCCCAAAAAAUGUGUUUAACCUUUCCAGCAUCCUGGAUCUACAACUUUCUCACAACCAACUCACAGAGAUGCCUAUUAUCUCCUCUGGACUGGAGCACCUGCAUCUAGACCACAAUAAGAUCAAGAGCGUGAAUAGCUCUGACAUCUGUCCACCUGGUGCGCUUGACGAUUUCCUGGAUGAGAAGAGUCCACGUCUCCGUUACCUUCGUCUCGAUGGUAAUGAGAUCCAACCCCCUAUUCCACGAGAGCUGAUGACAUGUUUCCGUCUCCUGAGGGCUGUUGUCAUAUAAAGGUGCAACACUGUCAAGAUUAUCCAUUUCAUCAAUCAGAACUGACAAUCUUAAUAAACUGAAACACUUGAAAAGGAUCUGAAAAAAGACUCAAAAUAAAUACUGUACACUGCUGAAAAGACCACUAGAAUGAAUUCUGGUUACUUCUUAUCUCAUGCUAAUUUUGCAGGUGACUAGCAAUAUCUUUUUGGUAAAACUUUUGACCAAGAAUGAAUUAUGUCCAAGAAUAAUUAAGAAGCUAAUAAAGAAUUCAGAUGGAUACCUAUAUACAAAAUACAACUAAGAAUGUGGUAUUCUGGUCUUUUCAGCAGAGUAAAGAUCGAUAAGACUAAUUUAUAUGUGCAUUUGUAGAUGGUUUCUCAUGGAUGUAUUGUAAAACCAAUGUGCCUUCCUUAACUUCAUACAUAGACUAGCUGGAAUCAUCAUUAUCUAAAUGUUCUUAUAAUGAAGAGAGCUCCAAAC
This is a messenger RNA of Danio aesculapii, 1841 nucleotides long. RefSeq names its product keratocan (gene kera). The record is from RefSeq and is a predicted model, not a curated record. The transcript has 3 exons. NCBI's taxonomy places the organism in Eukaryota, Metazoa, Chordata, Actinopteri, Cypriniformes, Danionidae. Gene Ontology annotation, molecular function: protein binding. Bases 354 to 1379 code for a protein of 341 amino acids.